Epinephelus moara (kelp grouper) is the source of this 10584-nucleotide messenger RNA. It is a transcript of the gene slc8a1b, whose product is annotated as solute carrier family 8 member 1b. Bases 617 to 3457 code for a protein of 946 amino acids. Gene Ontology annotation, biological process: sodium ion transmembrane transport; calcium ion import across plasma membrane; cell communication. Lineage: Eukaryota; Metazoa; Chordata; Actinopteri; Perciformes; Serranidae. Gene Ontology annotation, molecular function: calcium:sodium antiporter activity. Gene Ontology annotation, cellular component: axon; postsynapse; sarcolemma. The transcript has 11 exons. The record is from RefSeq and is a predicted model, not a curated record.
ACACACUCAGCACAGAGAGGGAAGGAGGAGGGCGCGCUGAUCCUCAGUCGGUGUGUGAGGGAACAGACGAAGUAGAGACCUGCACACACACACACUCACUCACUCACUCUCUCACACACACACACGCGCGCUUACACUCUCUCUCACUGUGUCUUUCUCUUGCGCUUCGCACGGAGCAGAGGGGGAACGGGAAGGGAAGAAUGAGGAAGAAGUCCCAACAAAUGCGGGUUUGCUGAUGAAGCGCCGCUCCGGUUAUCCGAUCAUACAGGUCGCGCUGCAUGGAAACGAGGAGUCGGCAACAGCAGAAAACAACAGCAACAAAUAAAAAAGCUGUCAGUGCAUGGGAAUCCGGUCACCUCUCCCUUUCUUUUGUGCGUCUCGCUCGGUGGAUACGCCGCCUUGGCUGGCGUAUAAGAGCUCCCUGCGUCUCCAUUACCAUUCCCCACUACUGGCUUACCUCUACUACUACUACUACUCCUCUUACUCCUCAUUACCAGUAGAUCUAUAGUGCUGCUUUUACUACUGACUGUCUCCUCCGGAUUGGGAGCACUCUCUGGAUAAUAAGGUUUAACACCCUCAUUAAUCGUCACCUCACAGUACCGGUUUGGGCAUCAACAUGGGUCGCAGGGAUCACUCCUCCCUCCUGUCCCCUGCCCUGAGGCUAGCAGUCGUCACGGUCAUUCUCCUCCUUGAGCUCCAACCCUCAUUGGCUGGCGCUGCCCCUGAGCAGACCUUGGGUGGCUCUGUUUCGGCGGUGUCCACUAAUAAAACUGAGUGCAGCAAGGCUGAGGCGUGCGAGAAGGGUGUGGUCCUGCCUAUCUGGGAGCCCCAAAACCCGUCAUUUGGCGACAAAGUGGCUCGGGCUACAGUUUACUUUGUGGCGUUGGUGUACAUGUUCCUGGGCGUGUCGAUCAUCGCGGACCGUUUCAUGGCAUCAAUAGAGGUCAUCACAUCGCAGGAAAAGGAGAUCACGAUCAAGAAACCCAACGGGGAAACCACCACCACCACCGUUCGGAUCUGGAAUGAGACCGUCUCCAAUCUCACACUCAUGGCUCUCGGCUCUUCAGCUCCGGAGAUCCUGCUGUCUGUCAUAGAAGUCGUAGGUCACGGGUUCCACGCUGGCACACUGGGCCCCUCCACCAUUGUGGGCUCUGCGGCAUUCAACAUGUUUGUCAUCAUCGGGCUUUGUGUGUACGUCGUGCCCGACGGCGAGACGAGGAAGGUCAAGCACCUCCGCGUCUUCUUUGUCACGGCCACCUGGAGUAUCUUCGCCUACAUUUGGCUCUACCUGAUCCUGUCUGUGAUCUCACCUGGUGUUGUGCAGGUGUGGGAGGGGCUGCUCACGUUCCUCUUCUUCCCCAUCUGUGUGGUGUUCGCCUGGGUGGCCGACCGCCGCCUGCUGUUCUACAAGUAUGUGUACAAGCGUUACCGCACUGGCAAGCAGCGUGGCAUGAUCAUCGAGACAGAGGGAGACCGUCCACUUCCUUCCAAGGUGGAUAUUGAGAUGGAUGGGAAGAUGCUGAACUCUCAUGGUGUUGACUUCCUGGAUGGUCCGCUGGGUUUGGAUAUAGAUGAGAAGGAUCUGGACGAGGAGGAGACCCGUAGAGACAUGGCCAAGAUCCUGAAGGAGCUCAAGCAGAAACACCCUGACAAGGAGGUGGAACAACUCAUCGAGCUUGCCAACUACCAAGUCCUGAGCCAGCAGCAGAAGAGCAGAGCUUUCUAUCGAUGCCAGGCCACCAGGCUGAUGACAGGUGCUGGCAACAUCCUGAAGAAACAUGCCGCCGAUCAGGCACGAAAGGCUGUCAGCAUGCAUGAGGUUCGCUCUGAUGCUGGCGAUAACGACCCCAUCUCCAAGAUCUUCUUUGAGCCCGGUUCUUACCAGUGCCUUGAGAACUGCGGCACAGUGGCGGUGAACGUGGUGAGACGCGGUGGCGACUUGGGCAAAACGAUCUCUGUGGACUACCGGACGGAAGACGGCACGGCCAACGCCGGCUCGGACUACGAGUUCACAGAGGGCGUGGUGGUCUUCAAGGCUGGCGAGACAAUGAAGGAAAUCCGUGUUGGGAUCAUUGACGACGACAUCUUUGAAGAGGAUGAAAACUUCCUGAUUCACCUCUCCAACGUCAAGAUGUUGACAUCAGAAGGCGAGGAGCCAGAGGAAGGCGAGUCUGCUAAUCACGUUGACUCAAUGGCGUGCCUCGGCAUACCCGCCACAGCUACCGUUACCAUCUUUGACGACGACCACGCCGGUAUCUUUACAUUUGAGGAGCCUGUAUUCCAUGUCAGCGAGAGCAUCGGCACCAUGGAGGUGAAGGUGCUGAGAACGUCGGGGGCUCGCGGCGUAGUCAUGCUGCCGUACAAGACGGUGGAGGGAACAGCACGAGGCGGAGGAGAGGACUUCGAAGACACUCACGGCAUCCUGGAAUUUCAAAACGACGAGAUCUUGAAGACCCUAACCGUUAGGAUCUUAGACCGGGAGGAGUACAAUAAGCAGUCCUCCUUCUACGUUGUGCUUGAAACCCCCGAAUGGAGACGCAGCGGGAAGGAACGGACAGAGGAGAAGGAGAAGGAGGAGGAGGAGGAAGAAGAGGCGUUGACGGGGAAAGAUGAGGAGGAGCAGCGCAUCGCUGAGAUGGGCCGUCCCACGCUGGGAGACCACGUCAAGCUGGAGGUCAUCAUAGAGGAAUCAUAUGAGUUCAAGAACACGGUGGACAAGCUGAUAAAGAAGACCAACCUGGCUCUGCUGGUAGGAACCAACAGCUGGAGAGACCAGUUCAUAGAAGCCAUCACUGUGAGCGCAGGCGAGGAUGAUGACGACGAGGAGUGCGGGGAGGAGAAGCUGCCGUCGUGCUUCGACUACGUCAUGCACUUCCUCACCGUCUUCUGGAAGGUUCUGUUCGCCUUCGUCCCGCCCACAGAGUACUGGAACGGCUGGGCCUGCUUCGUCGUCUCCAUCUGUAUGAUCGGACUGCUCACCGCCAUCAUUGGGGACCUGGCCUCUCAUUUUGGCUGCACAGUGGGCCUGAAAGACUCAGUCACAGCAGUAGUAUUUGUUGCGUUGGGAACCUCUGUACCCGAUACCUUUGCCAGCAAGGUCGCUGCUACCCAGGAUCAGUAUGCAGAUGCAUCCAUUGGUAAUGUGACAGGCUCCAAUGCUGUCAAUGUUUUCCUGGGCAUUGGGGUGGCGUGGUCCAUCGCUGCCAUCUACCACAAUAGCAAGGGGAACGAAUUCAGGGUGGAUCCAGGCACACUGGCCUUCUCCGUCACGCUCUUCACCAUCUUUGCCUUUAUCGCCGUCGCCACACUGAUGUACCGACGGCGGCCGGAGAUCGGUGGAGAGCUGGGAGGGCCCCGGACAUCGAAGGUUCUUACCACCAUGCUGUUUGUCAGCCUGUGGCUCCUCUACAUCCUCUUCUCCUCACUGGAGGCCUACUGCCACAUCCAGGGCUUCUAAGAUGACGGGAGAUGCCGAAGAGAAGGGUGGGACAGAGAGAGAACAUGAAGGAAGAAACCAAGGGGAGGUGGAUGAAUGGAAGGAUUUGGAAAUUAAGGCUGUCUCAUUGAUCUAUCACUCCCUCCCUUUACGCAAUAGGUUGAAUGACGGAUAAAUGGAUGGAUGUACAGAUGAAGAAAAUGGAGGACGCAUUAAAGCAUCUAAAUACAGAACGGAAGGAAAUACGGAUGCAUGGAAGGACAACAAAAAUUAUAGGAGCUAGAGAAAUAGCUCAGAAGGUGGAACGAAGGAAUAUGUUUUUUGUCUUGAUUUAUAAAUCCAAACCAAUCAAGUUGUCUUAAACCCAUCCGCGUUUUAAAUCCAUAAAACAAAUCCCCAAACACACAUGAAAUCAAAAUGAGUUUUAACAAAACAAGGAAGUUAAAACAGACCAACACAACACCAUAUGUCCUCAGAUGUGUGGCUUCAACAACAACACUCCCAUUAGUCCCCCCUCAGUUGGAGUAGUGCGACUCCCACGUCCAGCUACAGUAACAGGCGAAGAAACAGAAAAGGACAGAAUAACUGUAUCAGUAUGUUCAUGCAUGACCAGACGAUACUGAAAACCACAAUCAGAAGAAACCGGAUGUAUUGCCACAACUGUUUAAUGACAACAAACUGUGUGCGUGCUGGUGUGUGACUGUGUGUUUCUGUGCUCGUGUGUUGUGGGAAGAUGGUCAAGUACUGUGAAGAAAAAAAAAACGCCUCUCGUUUCGCUGUCGCUGCGUGAGACGGAAUAUGCUUUCGUAUUCAAGGUCUUUUUGACUCUCCCAGCCUGUAGAAAUGCCGAGUGAGACUCUUUCGCGGGAGGGCGCGUUCAAUGAAAUGAAACGUUCUGGACGUCACUGAGGUGAGAAAUGUAAAUACAAAGAGCUGAACGUACAUUACAGCUCCACUGUUUUCCUUCUGAAUGUCUUGGUUACGCCAUGCGCUCCUGAACGGGCCCUCUUUCUGUUGCUUUAUACAGUAGAUGUAAAUGAUUUAAGGUCUAAUUCGAAUCAAGAAGGGGUUAGCGUGCUUUUACCUUUAAUAAGGCCGUGUCUGAGAGGACAAAAUGGCCGCUCUACCGUUAAAAACUGUUAGAGAUUAUCAUUGCAUAAAUAUCUAGGUUAAUCUUAUGUGUGUUUUCGUUUUGUUUUUUUUAAACUGUGGAAUCUGGUUUUCCACCAAUGAGAUUACCACCAUCGUGUGUCAAUCGUAACAUUGCAAUAGACUUUGAAAACGUAGGUACCGCCCUCUGUGAAACCUCAUCGGCUGUCUGUUUCUUUACUGCCUCUGUCAACGUUUUUCUCACUUUGAUGCCGCUUUCCUGUAGGUUCUCUCAUUAUCCCUGUGUGUCUUAAGCACCUCCCCCUUGGCUGGUCAGCGGACCAAUCAAAAUCCUCAAGGGCUUUGUAAGAAACAACCACUAAUCCCUAACCCUGACCCUUGAUUUAUAAUUCUUCACAUAGAUUGGUCUUUAGGGGGCUAUUUAACAAGGAUUUGCAUUCCUUGACAUUACACACCAACUGCUCAGAUGUUAGGAAUUUCCCUCAAGGGAAAUAACAAGACAACAUGUCAGCUUCAUUGAGUGCAGACUUUGUCAAAACAAGGAUCCAGAGUUACCUAAAUAUCGGCAAAACCAACCCGAUGAUCCCAAGUACUCGAUCGGACAAGGCUUCAACUUUUCUUGGAGUCUUUCCCACUUCAUUACAAAGAUCGCCUAUAAAUUGCGGUCAGCCUUAUUUCAAAUUAAACCAUCCAUGCAACGUUUUUCAACGGGCCGCCUCCUCUCUGCUUCUUAAAUAAACUACCCUUUAGGCAUCAUGAUCAUGAAGGCCUUAACCCAAAGGAAGCAAUGACAUAUAUUGUUCUUUAUUCAAGGGCAAGUGUUUCCUUUUGACUGAAGAACUAUAAUUUAAACUAUGUGAUUCACUGCUUCAUGCUGGCCUUGGAAAUCAACCACUGAAACUUUGCAUUCAGCCAGUUUUGAGUCUUAACAAAGGAGCCAUCAGAUGAAGGAAUAGUCAAAAGUAUUUGCUGCUGGUGGAGAAGUAGGCUUACCAACUGAUAUAGGUAAAUAAGUAUCAUGUUACUUAGGGUGCAUUUGACAACCAGACUCUGUUUAACAAGCUCACAGAGGUUUGGAGACAAUUAUUUGUGUAAAAAAUAGGAGUAUAAGAUUUUUUUUUUUUUACAAUCUAUUCGAUUGGCUACCCAGCCCCCAGAAACUGCCGCCCUUUAGGACCUGUAUCACAAAGUGAGUUCAGCUUGGUCAUGCUUUCUUUUGGUCACACUGGCAGUUUUGCAUAACCAGUCUUAAGCGGGAUUUAUACUUGUGCGUCAGACCCUAUGCCGUAGCCUACGCAUUUAUACUUGUGCAGUGGUGUGUCUUUGUCACUCUGCAGUUACACCUCCAAAACACUAGUUGGCAACAAAGGUUUCUGUGAAGUGCUGUAAAGUUUAGUUGAUUCAAAACACACAUUAAACACACAUUAAACAUGGCUUAAUAGAGUCAAACACAAGUACACAAAUCAGCUUCACUAUAACUCACAGCAUUCACAGACAAACACUUGUCUUUAUCUGGACACAUUUUCCCCACAAAUACGACAUGCUAAUGUUAUUAGCACAAGCCUAUGGCAGUUUACAUUGUAUAAAUUAGCCUAGCAGCUAGCAAACUUUUCCUCUUCUCAUAUGAAGCCAGGGACAACAGCAACAUUUAACAAAGGUAAUGUUACAAAAUUUGGCUUCAUUACAACUCACAAGGUUCACUGACAAAACAACUGUCUCAUACUAAACACGUUUUCCAAACAAAUAUAACAUGCUAACAUUAUUAGCACAAGCCUAUGGCAUUUUACAUUGUAUAAAUUAGCCUAGCGACUAGCAGAGAUUUCUUUUGCUCAUAUGAAGCCAGGAUAAAUCACACACAAGACUUAAAAUGCUAUUUUGUGGAGGCUUUAUUGUCUUCACAAUUUAUUGUUUCUUAUCUGUGAAAUUAAAGUAAAUAAAAGCUUUGUUUCCGAUGAGGGAAAUGGUUUCAGCUUACAAAGGUAGACAGGAGGUCUGCGUCGCCACGACACGUAGUUAAAUUUCUGGGGAGGCGCACAUAAGGCUACGGCGUAGGGUACGGCAUCGAUUCGACACAGAAGUAUAAAUUCCGCCUUAGAUAACCAAGUGGCUCUAUCAAGAUGGAGUUCAUACCUAUAACAUGCAACAUUAACAGCUUAAAAGGAGCAUGUUUAGUGUGAGGUGAUAUGCAUUCAUGUGAAUCAUUAUCAGAUUGGGUAUGCAAAAAGAUUUUCUACUUGUGCUAUCAGAAGUAGAGUGCAAAGAAUAGCAACAUUUGAACAAUGAGGAGUUUCAGCACAAGUGUUUCAGCUACAGAUGAAGAGUCCUGUUAUAAAGCCAGAGCAAAUGUUUCCUUCCUCUCUGAUAUAAGACAAAUAAUUAUGGAAAGCAAAGUGAUUCUUCUGGUGUGUAAACAUUUCACACUGUGCUCAUUAUUACUUGUGCUUUAGUCUAUUUAAGGCGCCUGUAGGAGUGAUGAUGACUGUGUUUGUCAAGGUGAUGCUCAUUAGUUGCGCAGCAUGAGUUACCAUUUUUGAUCUAGCCCGAUCAAAAGCAAAGUAUUCCUAACACCAGAAUACCUUGGUUAAGCUCAAAGUGUAUCUGACUAAUCUCACUUUAUGAUACAGGCAGUAACAGGAUAAUUGAAGUAUAACAACACACAUUGUCUCGGCCCUCUAUGAAAUGAAUUUUGAGCUUGAAUUUGACCAAAAGUCUGCGUGCAUGAUAGGACAGACGUUUCCAUCCAGAACACUGCGAUGGCCUCAUAGGCAGCUAAAGGGUUUUGAAAACACUAGGUGUGCUGUUUCAGGACAUGAGCUACCAAACAUGAUCUCACGUAACGGCCAAGCUUCUUUGAAAACCCUUGUCAAGUGCUGAGCUAGCUAAACAUGUAUCAAUGAAACUGCAAAAGCAACUGAUUGACAAACUGACACUUACCAGACGCUCACUGGCUGAGAAUCUUCUUUCAGGAUUCAGUCACAGACGAGACACAUAUCCUGAGAAUAUUUCUGGGUGUAUUUUUAGCCAAACGGGGCGGGAAACACAAAAGUGGCUCAAAAUCUCGUCCUGAAGUAUGUGUAGAAUAUAAAUCUUCCAUCCUAUCUUGACUGUCAGAGAGGUUUACACUUCAGACUGUUAACUAUUUUACUCCAAAACUGCAGAGAUCUUCACAGAACUUACUGUAUAAAUAGGCAUUCUAAAAAGUCCAUAGUUUGUUGAAUGGCACUAUAUGCAUCUGAAUUGGCCAGAAUUUUCCUGCUGAUGUUGUGUUUUUUUACUUGAUGUAUAAUAUAAUAAGUAAUAUUUUAAAUGUCAUCUGUAAAGUAAGUAGUCUGGGCUAGAUGUAAUCCAUUUAAAACUUGGCAAAAAAAAAUCUUGUCACAGACAGCUUUCAACCCCUGUGAGAGAGUAGAGCUGAGCAGAGCCCUGGAUUGGAUGAGUUUGGCAAAUCCGCAGCAUCUUGAGGAGAACUUGUAUUAAAUUAUUUAAAUAUACAUAAAUGUUCCAGUUUUUGUGACCUGGCAUAUAUUAGUGAUUCACCAAAUGAUGCACCUUGAAUAGUAAGCACUCCGGAAUACAAAUCUCAGUAGGUGAUGCGACACAGAGGUCAAGCAACAAGUCUUACAUACUGACAUCUGGCCAAACUCACAACUCUAAUGCUCCGACUUCUGUUUGCAGCACAAUUUGGGAACAGCUUUUAAACAGCCACUUGCAUUUGCCAAACUCUGCCCAGUGCACCGCUCUCCGCUAGAGUAGCUGUUCUCCUGUGAAGGCCUUGGAGUGGCAGUUUACCCCUGUUUUGCCAAAGGGAAAUCUUUCUAUCAGAAACUUAGUAUUUGCAGUCCGACCUGUAAAGGGUUUUCUAACCAAUGGAGCUUUCUUAAAACACCAAAUAUUAUUCAUAUUUCAUUAACACUUUAAAAGGAAAUUUGAUGUUGUUUUAACCUAACCAGAAUCUUUCUAUUUGAAUUUGUAUGCAUUUGUCUCUUCACUGGCAUGGAGCUUAAGGUUUAUACACUGUAAAAAAGUUAUGCUAGCUUGUGCAAAAGAAAAAAAGAAAAAAAAAGUAGAAAAAGGAUAAAAAGAAAUAACAUUGUGGAAGCUGUUUGCAUCACUUUUUGAGUAACUUCAACAGGGUGUAAAUUAUCUUUGAUAUUGCUAAAUCGUGUUGGAUUUACUGAAAACGUGCCUGCUGCCUAAUCUGUCAGAGUGAACUCACGCAGGAAUGAAAAGCUUGCAGUAACGUAGUUGUUUGCAUCAAAAUUAGUUUGCCGCACAAAUUUUUCCAGAAGCUAACAUUUUUCAUUAACGGGGAAGUUAGUUCUUUUUGCUACGCCGGCCUCGUCGCACCGCCUCUCUCAGUGUAUCUACCUUGACUUUAAAGCUAGUCUGACGUGACGCUGAUGGCAGAUUAACGACAGCUGUUCAAAGCCACACAGGGUUCGGACCAAGGUGGGAAGCUAAAGUCAGCUAACACAAUGUUAGCAAGUCUGAUUGCUUUACCUGCCACGAUUGUAAGUACCAGGUUGUUUCUUUGAAAGCAACUUCACCAGGCAAAAGAAAUCACAUUUGAAUUUAGCUUCCUCCCUUGGUUUGGACUUCUGAGGUUUGAAGGGUCAAAGGUUAGCCAGGCCAACGCUGUAAAUAAAACACUAAGAGCAAGCUAGGAGUAGAAAACGAGCUACAGUAGACCUUUUUUAUUCUCCUGUGGCGGGGUUUGAAGACGUGGGCAGGGGUUUUAAAUGAAGGAAAAGCAUUGCACUGGUUCUUGUCGCUUAUGUGAAACGGCUACUAUGUUGUUUCGUCGAAAACACUAACAGAGUUGCUUCUGAUGUAAACAACGACAACAGAUUUUGUUUUUUGACUGAUGUACACAAUAAUAAUGUUGUACCUGAUGUAAAAAAAAAAAAAAAAAAAAAUACAACAGUGGUGAAUCAGUUGUGAAUCAUUUACGAUGUUGCUUCUGAUGUGAAGAUUGAUCGUGCGUUCUCCGUUGCGUCGUUCACUUCUUAACCGACUGUCUGUCUGACAGACUGAGGAAUAAAAUGAAUGCAACACCAAACAGACAGACCAACGAAAGUAAGGACAAACACCCCCUGCUGGUACAGAGCCGAGCGGCGUCGUGCUGAGGCGUCGCUGCGGCAAUUAAUGUACUGUUGGGAAAAACUUUACCAGAGCUAUUCUCUACCCUUAAAGUAACAUUUAACGAUGUAAACGGAUGAUAAAGAGAGGAAGGAGGAGAAGGAAGACGAGGAGGAAGAAGAUGAACAUUAAAGAAAAAAACAAGAAGUUACAGCCAUACAUUGAUUUCUGGGUCAGAGAGAUUGAAAUGGACUUCUCCUGCCCAGCAUGUGUAUUGUUAUAGUGUCUAUCUGUCCCUCUGUGUCUCUCCCUCCUCUUUCUGUCUCUCUGCUGCCAAAGCAACCAAAACUGGCGGCGAUCCUUUCGUUCUGUCUUUUCUUCCCUUCUCUCCGACUCCCUUUUUGCCUCCCGUCUCCCUAUGCCAUGUUUUCCAUAUUUUGGAAUGUCAAUGUGCUACUUGUUGACACUGUGCAUGAAUGAUAACAUGUCUGUAUAUAGUUAUAGAGAAUCGUAUCCCAUUCCCCCGGUGUUGACAAAAAAAUGGUUUGAAUGUUGUACAGAUUCUGGUUUUCUGCUCAUCUUUUAUUCUGUUCAGUUACAUUUUUUUUUUUUAAUGUACGUAGAGCUUAAAAACAGUAUGUUUUUAAUUUAAAACGAAGACGUAACUUGCACAUUGAUUAAUUAAUUAAUUAAUUAAGGGGUUGUUUGUUUGUUUGUUUUUGUUAAAAAGGCAAUAUCUGCUGUUAUUGAAUGAGAGCUGAGAUCUUAAAGGAGUUAUGUAUCUUAAAUAAAUAAUCUAUACGGAAGCUGCAUGGAUUAUUUGUACGAAGAAAAAAAAAAGAAAAAAAAAGACACUGCUUGCUACUUCUAAUACCGUGACUGUAUUCUCUGACAGAGGGCGAGGAAUACUGUAUGUACAUCUAAAGGUUAUUUUGUCAUUAAAGAAAUAAUAAUAAUAA